GUUUACACGUUACUGGUGUCGAGAACGCGCAUAGGACUCGUGCACGUUAUGAACUGCGCUGGUUUUGGGAUGUAGCGAGUAAAUUCAGCGUUUGUCGGUCCAGUGUCUAUUUAGCCUUAUGUUUUAGUGAACGUAACUGUGAAAGCGAAGAACGAGAGGAAGUCGACACAACAACAGAAUGAAUGAGCCCGAGGGACUGCGGUUCAGGAGGUUGAACAGACCUCAAAUAAUUACAGAUGAAACCCAUGAACCACAGUACAAAAACACAAGCACUUACAGUGGCAAGGUGUUUCGUGUGACAUUACUCACAUUAGUGGCUUUCCUGCUCUUCCCACUGCUGGUGGUCAUUUUCCUGCUGGAGUCUCCCAUUCAACCAGAGGUGUUUAGUCUCAAUGAACCACCUCUGAUGACUGGCUGUUAUGAGCCAAACCUGAAACUCAGACAAGCAGAGCGACUGUUUGAGGAGCGGCUUAUCGGACCAGAAUCCCUUGCUAACAUUGGAGAUGUUUUGUACACUGGGACGGCUGAUGGAAAGAUCGUCAAAAUUGAGGGAAGGAAUAUUCAUGUAUUAGCAACAAUUGGCAAGCCACCAUGUGGCUCUCGGGAGUACGAACAUACUUGUGGACGUCCACUGGGAAUCCGUGUGGGACCAAAUGGCACCCUGUUUGUAGCUGAUGCCUAUUUGGGGCUGUUUGAGGUCAAUCCUGUCACAGGUGAGGUAAAAUCUCUGUUGAGCACAGGGAAGAUGGUCGGUGGUCGACGUCUGGGCUUUGUCAAUGAUCUGGAUGUAACUCAGGAUGGCAAAAAGUUGUACUUCACUGACUCCAGCAGCAGAUGGCAGCGCAGAGACUUCAUGCACCUCAUCAUGGAAGCCACAGCAGAUGGACGUGUGCUCGAGUAUGAUAUCGAGACCAAGGAAGUGACCGUGAUGAUGGAGAACCUGAGGUUUCCAAAUGGCAUCCAGCUCUUCCCUGAUGAAGAGUCUGUUCUGGUGGCUGAAACCACAAUGGCCAGAAUAAGGAGAGUUCAUGUGUCUGGUCUCAAUAAAGGAGGUAUGGAUACAUUUAUAGACAACCUCCCGGGAUUUCCUGACAACAUUCGGCGUAGUUCCUCAGGUGGAUACUGGGUUGCCAUGUCUGCUGUGAGACCCAACCCUGGCUUCUCUAUGCUUGACUUCCUGUCUCAAAGACCCUGGUUAAAGAAGCUCAUAUUUAAGCUCUUCAGUCAAGAUACGCUAUUGAAGUUCGUGCCGCGCUACAGCCUGGUGGUCGAGCUGCAGGACGGCGGGACGUGCGUGCGCAGCUUCCACGACCCGCACGGCAUGGUGGCGGCCUACGUCAGCGAGGCACACGAGUACAACGGCUACCUGUACCUGGGCUCCUUCCGCUCCCCGUAUCUGUGCAAGCUGGAUCUGAGCAAAGUGUGAAGCGCAUCGACCGCUCCGAAGAACGCGCCAUGAGUCUAACAGAUGCUCUACUUGAGUCAUUUCACCCUGGCUUCCAAACAAACAGAUUUCGAAGCAAUUAACGUUGGCAAACAUCAACAAGAACACUUAUUAACAUCUUCCACAUUACAGUCAACACUAAACAAACACAGUCCCUUCAUUCGAUCACCAGACUCUUCAUUUAGCUCUGACAGACGGCUGUAUUUUUGUUCCAUUAACCCAUGUGGGCGACUUUCUUUUUUUAGAGAUGCGCGGUGCAUAAUAAGCUCUCCGUCAUGCUGUUUUUUUUUUAAAUAAAAAGAUGUGCCAUUACUAUUUUUGGUUCUCCCCCUUGUGACAGAAAUGAUGCAGUUUCUGUACUUGUUUUAUUUGCACCGACCAUCAUCUGCCCCUUAAAAUAGAGCUGCCAACUGUUUUUUUAUUUUAUGUUUUUUAAGGCGCUGUGAAACCAAACAAGGUGACUUGUAAAAACAAUGAUAAUUUCUGUGGAUGGCAGCAUAGAGAUGCUGUUUAGUGGAAGCGAAAGUGUAUUUUCAUUUCAUUAUGAAAUGAAUCUCCUGAAACGUUCAGCUAUAAUUAUCUUUGGUUUUAAAAAUGCUCCAGUGUUUGAAUGUUUUGGUUUAUUUUUAAUUGAGUGGUUGAAAGUAUUAAUUCCUUUUUUGUCCUUAUGUGUUAUCAUUGUUACCUGUAUAUGUUGCUGAAAUGACAUCUGCAUCACUGAUAAAUGCUGCUGGCUUUAGAGUAUUUAGCACACCUUUACACCAGUAUCUGUGUUUCCAUCCAUUCAUAUUAAUAUGAUGUCUAACAAUUA
Messenger RNA from Labeo rohita (rohu), 2255 nucleotides. RefSeq names its product adipocyte plasma membrane associated protein (gene apmap). The transcript has 9 exons. The record is from RefSeq and is a predicted model, not a curated record. The coding region runs from base 179 to 1426 and encodes 415 amino acids. Gene Ontology annotation, biological process: biosynthetic process. Gene Ontology annotation, molecular function: strictosidine synthase activity. Lineage: Eukaryota; Metazoa; Chordata; Actinopteri; Cypriniformes; Cyprinidae.